AUGAACAUCGCGCAGCCCGUGGGAUCGUCGCUGGAAAGCGUCGAGUUCACGUUCCUCUCGGCCGACGAGGUCCGGUCGAUUUCUGUCAAGCGGAUUGAAAAUGACAGCACCUUUGACAACCUCCUCAACCCGGUACCCGGAGGUCUAUACGACCCGGCUCUCGGGUCAUGGGGCGACGCCCUGUGCCGGACAUGUAAUUUAAAUCAGGCGCAAUGCCCGGGGCAUCCGGGCCACAUCGAACUUCCCGUCCCAGUGUACCACCCAGUCUUCAUGGACCAAGCCUAUCGCCUGCUCCGAGCCCAGUGCGUCUACUGCCACAGGCUCCGGAUGCCGCGCCACGAAAUCCACAAGUACACCUGCAUCUUCCGUUUGCUGCAGGUCGGCCUGAUCCACGAAGCCGGUAUGAUCGAGUCGUUCAGCGUUAGUGAUCUUGGCGAGCAGCUCAAGAACCUGACCCUCGCCGGCGUUCCCGCCUUUGGGGAAGAUGACGAGGCGGAAGAAGAGGGGGCCGACCUUCACAGUGGCACUAUUCGUGCCAGGGAAGCAUAUGUCCGGCGGGUCCUACGGGAGUACAGGCUCAAGGUCAACAUUGGAGACAUCAGGAAAGGGAAGCAUGAGGGUGCGGCCGAGAUGAGGCGAGCCCUCAUCAAGGAGUUCCUUGCGUUAAUGGUGAAGGAGAAGCGGUGUAGGAGCUGUGAUGGAAUUUCGCCCGUGUACCGCAAGGAUCGCUUCGUCAAGAUCUUUGAGCGCGACCUAAGCGAAAAGGAGAGGGCAGCCAUGGCACAAGCGGGGAGGAAGCGGACGGAUGCCCUCGCGCUAGCAAGAAAGGCCAAGAAGAACCCUCAUUUCACUCCCGAUGAGGGGGUUGCCGAUUUGGACACUUCUGAGGAGGGUUCUUCAGAAGAUGGGGAUAGUGAGGGCGAAGGGGAGGAACUUGACGAGAAUGGCGAUGUGGUAAUGACAGACGGCCCAAAAAAGAACCCGAGGCGCAAGCCAAAAGCUCCAGCGCCCGCACAACGAUACUUGAGCACGAUGGAGGUCCACAAGCGUCUCGAACUCUUAUUCGAGAAAGAGCAAGAGGUCCUUUCCUUACUUUACAACUCGAAACCCCGACCCAGAAGCGCAAAACCCCUUUCUGCCGACAUGUUCUUCAUCUGGGCUCUUCUCGUACCACCAAACCGGUUCCGACCAGAAGCUCGCAUGGGCGAUUCCCAGAUUUCCGAAGCCCAGCAAAAUAGCCUUUACAAGCUAAUCCUCAGGAGUGCGUCUAUGGUGGCGCAGAUUUCACGAGAAAUCAGCAAUCAUGGCAAGGAAGCGGCUAUGGACGAAGGGAGGAGGACAAGGGAUAUGAGCUCGCUAUACCAGGCAUGGACCGAGCUCCAGGAUGCCGUCAAUUCGCUUAUGGAUCGCGACAAGAAUCCAGUCCAGGGCGCGGCCGCCAAGCGGAACGAGGAAGGGAUCAAGCAGAAGCUUGAGAAAAAGGAGGGUCUGUUCCGGAAGAACAUGAUGGGAAAGCGUGUCAACUUCGCCGCCCGCAGUGUCAUCUCGCCCGACCCGAAUAUCGAGACCAACGAAAUUGGUGUACCCCCUGUUUUUGCGAGAAAGCUUACAUACCCCGAGCCGGUGACGAGCCACAACUUCAAGGAUCUUCAGCAAGCCGUUAUUAACGGGGUUGAUAAAUGGCCAGGCGCUGCGGCGAUUGAAAAUGAGAACGGACAGAUUGUCAACCUACGGGCGAAAUCCCUCGAGGACCGCGUGGCUCUCGCCAACCAACUUCUUGCGCCAACCGGGAACAACUUCAGCGGCCAGAGGAACAAGAAGGUCCACCGGCAUUUGACCAACGGCGAUGUGGUCCUGAUGAACCGGCAGCCUACCCUUCACAAGCCAUCCAUCAUGGGCCACCGAGUCCGGGUGCUUCCAGGAGAGAAGACAAUUCGCAUGCACUACGCCAACUGUAACACCUACAACGCCGACUUCGACGGCGACGAGAUGAACAUGCACUUCCCGCAAAACGAAGUCGCCCGUGUCGAGGCGCUCCAGCUCGCGGACACGGAUCACCAGUACAUCUCAGGCACGGCAGGGAACCCUCUGCGUGGUUUGAUUCAGGAUCACUUGUCUGUUUCCGUGGAACUGUGCAACAAGGACGUGUUCCUCGACCGGGGGUCCUACCAGCAGCUCAUCUAUGCCGCCCUGCGUCCAGAAAGCGGGCAUAUCACGGGGGAGAAGAUCGAGCUGGUCCCGCCAGCCAUCAUCAAACCAGCGCCUCGCUGGACAGGCAAGCAGGUUAUUACCACGAUCCUGAAGAACAUCCGGCCCAACAACUGCGGUGAUUUAUGGAUGAACGGAUCGGCCAAGGUCAAGAGUCGCAGCUGGGGCGAAGAUUCCGAGGAAGGACAGGUCAUGUUUCGCGACGGUGAGUUCAUCUGUGGCAUCCUCGAUAAGUCCCAGCUCGGCCCGACCGACGGUGGUUUUGUCCAUGCGGUACACGAGGUCUACGGCCCAUCAAUCGCAGGGAAGCUCCUCAGCAGCAUCGGCCGGUUGCUCACACGGUACCUCGCCAUGGUCGCCUUCACUUGCGGUAUGGAUGAUCUUCGGAUGACGCCAAAGGGCGAGAAGGACCGCAAGCAGACGAUCAAGGCGGCCGCUGAUAUCGGCCUCGAGGUCGCGACCAAGUACGUCUCGCUGGUGAACCAAAAGCCAACUAAGGACGACCCUUUGCUUCUAGAGCGCCUCGAGGAGGUGCUCAGGGACGACAAGAAGCAGGAAGGGCUAGAGCUGCUCACUAGCGCAAAGUGCGCUGAGCUCUCUACGGAAAUCACCAGGCUGUGCCUACCGGCCGGUCUCGAGAAGCAAUUCCCGAAGAACCACAUGCAGUCGAUGACCAUUUCCGGUGCCAAGGGCAGUCCCGUCAAUGCCAACCUGAUUUCCUGCAACCUAGGACAACAGGUGCUAGAAGGUCGCCGUGUGCCCGUCAUGGUGAGCGGCAAGACACUGCCGAGCUUCAAGCCGUACGACACCGACGUGAGGGCAGGCGGCUACAUUGUGCAGCGCUUCUUGACGGGUAUCCGCCCGCAGGAGUAUUACUUCCAUCACAUGGCCGGCCGCGAAGGUCUGAUCGACACGGCCGUCAAGACAUCCCGCUCCGGCUACCUCCAGCGCUGUCUGAUCAAGGGCAUGGAAGGUCUGAGGGUGUCAUACGACUCAUCGGUGCGAGAUUCGGACGGUACAAUUGUGCAGUUCCUAUUUGGCGAGGAUGGCAUCGAUAUCGGCAAACAAAAGUACCUCAAUGACUUUGAGUUUGUGCUCCGCAACCUCGACUCGCAGCUCCCGCAGAUCCGGUACCACGAGGCCGGCACGCAGGCGCUGUUUGAGCACAGGGACGAAGUGAUGAAGCGGAUGAAAGGCGCGAUCCGGUCCACCAAUACCCGCGAACCUCUCGACCCAAUAUCUUCCCAGCUCGACCCUACGGCUUUCGGCUUCGCGACGUCGGAGAAGUUCUACACCAGGAUGGCUGAUUAUGUCAAGGCAAACAAGGACGGCCUAAUCAAGGAGAAAGGGUCGGACAAGCAGCAGGGGCAAAUCAUGCGCAAGACGGCCGAGAAGAUUCUGGCGGCCAAGUACGUCCGGUCGCUGGUUGAGCCAGGUGAGGCGGUCGGCAUCGUGGCCGGCCAGUCGGUGGGCGAGCCGUCGACACAGAUGACGCUAAACACUUUCCAUUUGGCUGGUCACUCGGCCAAGAACGUGACGCUAGGUAUUCCGCGUCUGCGUGAAAUCCUGAUGACGGCCAGUUCCAAGAUCUCGACGCCGUCCAUGACGCUCGUGCUCAAUGAGGAGCUCUCGGAGCAGGAUGGCGAGCAGUUCGCCAAGUCGAUUAGUGUGCUACCGCUCGCACAUGUCACCGAGCGGGCUGUCGUGCGCGAGCGCGUCGGCCGCGGCAUCGGGCAUGCGCUGGCCAAGUCGUUCGAGGUCCGCCUGCGCUUCUUCAAGUCGGCCGAGUACGUCCAGAUGUAUGCCAUCAGCGUCGCUGACGUGCUCAACACGGUGGAGCGCAAAUUCAUCCCGCUGCUCUGCGCGCUGACCCGGAAGGAAAUCAAGAAAAAGCAGAAGGAGAACAGCGCGGCGACGCCCGAAAUUGGCAAGAAGGCGGGCGUGGUGGAGAUGGCACCGGCCAAUGCGAGCCGGGAGCCAGGAGCGGGCGGUGACGACGACGACGAUGACGAAGAUGGCGAUGACGACGCAACCAACGCCAAGCAGCGGGCCAACCGGUCUGAGGCGGUCUCGUACGGCCCCAACGACGACGAGGACGACGAAAUCCAGGACCGGAUACGGCGCGAGACGGACGACGUGGAGGAUGGUGAGGAGGAGCUUGACUUUGUGGACGAGGCGUACGGUGGUAGCCCAGAACCGGAGUCCGGUGACGACGAGCUAGGCGACGGUAAGACCGACGAGCAACGGUCGCGGUCGCGCGAGGCACGGGUCAAGAAUAAGAAUGAGCAGAUUGCCCAGUUCCGGUGCGACGAGGAGGGCGGCGAGUGGGUUGAGUUUACGCUCGAGUUCGACGCGUCGAUCCCUAAGAUCCUCAUGCUCAGCCUGGUGCAGGACGCGGUCAAGAAGUCCGUCAUCCAGCAGAUCCAUCGCAUCGGCACGGCGACCUUCGAGCCCAAGAAGCAGACGGACCCGGCUACAGGCCAGGAGCGCAUCGUCGAGCUGCUCGUGCACACCGACGGCGCCAACCUGCGCGCCAUGCAACAGUACGGCGACUACAUCAACCCGAACCGCAUCUCGACCAAUGAUAUUGCACAGGUACUCGAGGUGUAUGGUGUGGAGGCGUGCCGGAGCAACAUUGUGGCCGAGCUCAGCGCCGUGUUUAGCGGUCACGGUAUUGCGGUCGACCCGCGCCAUCUGAACCUUAUUGCCGACUACAUGACGAGAAACGGCGGCUUCUCAGCCUUCAACCGCAUCGGCCUAACCAGCAACGUCAGCCCCUUUACCAAGAUGAGCUACGAAACUACAGUUGGGUUCCUCAAGGACGCGGUCCUGGACGGCGACUGGGAUAGUCUGGCCACGCCGUCGAGUCGUUUGGUCGUCGGCAAGCUCGGGACCAUGGGCACGGGCUCAUUUGAUGUCCUAACCAAGGUGCCGACUGAGCAUAAGGUUGCUGCCUUCUAA
Dichotomopilus funicola is the source of this 5169-nucleotide messenger RNA. RefSeq lists its product as uncharacterized. The transcript has 5 exons. Gene Ontology annotation, biological process: DNA-templated transcription. The record is from RefSeq and is a predicted model, not a curated record. Gene Ontology annotation, cellular component: RNA polymerase I complex. NCBI's taxonomy places the organism in Eukaryota, Fungi, Ascomycota, Sordariomycetes, Sordariales, Chaetomiaceae. Gene Ontology annotation, molecular function: DNA binding. Bases 1 to 5169 code for a protein of 1722 amino acids.